This is a messenger RNA of Penicillium vulpinum, 2025 nucleotides long. Its product is annotated as bZIP transcription factor. The record is from RefSeq and is a predicted model, not a curated record. Gene Ontology annotation, biological process: DNA-templated transcription. Lineage: Eukaryota; Fungi; Ascomycota; Eurotiomycetes; Eurotiales; Aspergillaceae. The coding region runs from base 1 to 2025 and encodes 674 amino acids. Gene Ontology annotation, molecular function: DNA binding; zinc ion binding. The transcript is spliced from 5 exons.
AUGGAGAUGAAGCAAAUCUCGGAAGAAGAGUUUCCGGACCUCAUAGCACAAUGCCAACUCGAAGGAGUCGAUCGGCUGCAGCGUGUGUCCAUUGUCGCCAAAAAAAGAAUAAGCCAAGGUACAAAUGCGAUCCUUACAUUCAAACUUCAAGUUGCUGAUGCUUUGCUCUUUGGGCCAACCAAUCACCGCAUUGCGGAAUUAGAACAGGAGAAUGAAGCCCUCCGACAGAAAUGUGCUCAGCUCCGGGGCAGUAACGUCACUUCUGUUGGCAGGGUGCAAUCGGCGUCGGAACACUCUGUUACGUCGGCAAACAGUCCAUGUACCCCAUUGCCGUUCUUGAGAGUAGCGGGUAUUGGCCUCGCGCGGAAUGACUCUCCUUCCACUUCAACUAGAGAUGCAUCACACCCAGAAGUACCGGAGAACGACCGCAGAAACACUUCAUUGUACCAUGGCCCAACAAGCACAGUAUAUGACGAUACAAGUCCGAACCACGGCGAGCAGAAUAGACCGGGACAGUUAGAGCCACUUAAUCUUGCUGCUGGAAAACUCGACUUUGAUGGCGUCGAUCCGGAGGCCGGCAUGCAUCUGCUCUCCAUAUAUUGGAGUCGUCAGCUUUACACAGCACAGAUAAUUUAUCGGCCAGCUUUCAUGCGAGAUAUGGCUUGCGAGGGACCAUACUUUUCCAAAUUGCUGUUGAAUGCGAUAUUUUUCGUAACGUCAAAGCACUGCGACCGACCAGAGCUUCGUUCCGACCCAAAUGACAUUACGACCGCAGGAUGGAAGUUCCGGCAACGCUUCACACAACUUUUGCGAGAUUGCUUCGACAAGAGCGAAAUCACUACCCUCCAGGCAUUGUUGAUUAUGUCCAAUGCGCUUUUCUCCAGAUGUGAUGAAAGAAGUCUGUCAUGGCUGUAUGCUGGAAAUGCAUUCAAUAUGUUCAUUGAUCUUGGUCUGCAUGUGCUUCCUGCUGUGGAUAGUAUCUCUGCCGAGGAACUUGAAAUUCGAAAGCGAGUUCUCUGGGGAGCGUACUUAAUUGAUAAGAUCCAGUGUCUUUUCCAAGGGAGACCUCCGCUUCUCAACCGUGUUAACUUGAGAGCAUCCCUAGACUUCCUGGAUGAUUAUGACGAGCUUGAACCUUUUCAGGGUAUUACAUACAUGACUACCAAGCCUCGAGAAGUGAUUCCAUCCAUGAAUGUUUCUUUGCUCACCAAUUUAUGCAAGUUGACAACAAUUGUGGAACGUGUUCUUCGUGAGAUUUAUUCAGAAUCUCGAGAGUCAAAUCUGGUUCACAGAGCAAAUAUAUCGGAGGAAAUCAAAUCACAGCUGAGGAUCUGGCGCCAAAGUUUGCCAGAUCAACUUGACUAUCUAUCAUUCCCAGACCAGGCGGUUCUGCUGCCUCAAUCCGCCUGUCUUUUGGCUUUAUUCAACGUGCUUAUCAUUUUGGUCCACCGCCCUCUAAUAAUUGGCCACGAUGGGAUCACCAAUUCAACAACUGCCCAUGAGUCAGUGAACGCAUGUACAGCAGCUGCAAACCAAAUUGUUCAAAUUCUCCAUGACUACUCGCAGCACUUCUCUCUGAGCAGUGCGCCAUACAUGCUCUCAUACGCUACCUAUAUUAGUGCAACAGUCCACGCACGGAUCGUUGCACAGAAAGGGAGUAACUCAACCGUGUUCCAAUCAUUGGUUCUUUGCCGAAAUAUUCUUUGUGAACACACGCGUCUAUAUUCCGCUGCAGAAAAGGCCAGGGAGAAUUUGGAUAAGUUGAUCUUUCACUUAGGGAUCAGUGUUGCAGACGACAAUCAGCAUACUGGAACCCCCGGGAGCUCUGCAGGCAACUUUCCCAACGAACACAUGGUCAUUGAUGAAUCUAUUAAUGUUGCAAGAGAAAUCAGUGUCGCAGAUCCUGCACCUGAGCUUGGAUCUUCCCUGAUGAGUUUGGAAUUAUCGGAUCUGGAUCUUGAGGCAAUUGCUCAAGGUUUUCAGGUUGAUGUAGAGUCACAUUCGUUCUGGAAUUCUUUGGUCUGA